This is a messenger RNA of Amoebophrya sp. A25, 2649 nucleotides long. The record is from the annotation of a GenBank genome assembly. NCBI's taxonomy places the organism in Eukaryota, Dinophyceae, Syndiniales, Amoebophryaceae.
GGGAAGACCACGUUUCUUGACCAAAUGGCUUAUUGAAAUUCCAGAAGGAAGUAGAAGGUUUUGUGUUAUAAAAGUAGGUCUAGAGGUCCUUGAUGCGGCAACUUUUGAUGUUUGAGUUUUGUUCAGGCCGCUGCAUAUCGAGAAUAGAAAUUUGAAGAUGAAGGACUGAAGAAGAUGUCGUGACACAAUCGUCUAGUAGGGUCGAGAAAUCGCGGCCCUUAGUGCGCGGAAAUGUUUCCGGGAUGACGUGUGGAUGAGAAACAGGAGACAAGCGCCGCCAGCACGCGACGAUUCGGAGUUUAGGCCUACGGAGUUCUAAAUUUGGGCGGUUUACAUCAACGCAUCCGCGAGCAGCUGCGGCAGUCGACACUGCAGCUACGAACCAUUUCCACGAGAAAUCACGUUCACCUGGUAUUGCUCAGAGCUCUACAAGUUGGUUCGCUGAAAGUUCAAGAACAAGAUGGUGCUUCCAGUCCCUGGAAUCGAAUUUUUAGACGACAGCGUCGUCCCCGAGCCUUCAAGGAAAUACUUCAUAUGGCUCAGAUAUGCGCUUAUUACGGAAAUGGUCCUCGCGGUCUUUCGCAUGUGCCUUGGUACUACAUUCCCAUACCCUUAAAUUCAAAACAGGGGUAGACUAGAAAUCGACUAAACGCCGUCUAGUCCUUUCAGCGCCUUAAAUUGUAAGCGCAUUUUUGUCUGCGGGCAUUAUUUUUCGGGAUAUGUUGCACAUCUUUUCUUGUUUUGCGACUUUCGUCACAAUAUUAGAUGACGUACGUUUGGAUUUAAUGAUCAACUGACACGGGUCCGACUGAACAAGGACCCAAAGAGAACUAGGUCCAAUACAAUCGUAACUACCAUAUCCAGGUGACAUUGCGGGAGCGUUAUCCGACAUAAUAUGUAUCCUCUUUGGCAUAUUUUUCAUGCGCAACGAUGAGGUCAUAGAACAGAUCUAUCGCUAUCUGAAGAACACGAUGAUAGCAAUGUGCUGCGGGGGUGGUACGUAAACACUAAAUGUAGCAAAAUUAGGAAUACCUUUACCAGCUUAUUUAUUUUUUGAGAUUGAGAUUGUCCUGAAAGAUUUCAAGGAGCUGCUUCAUGCAUAUAAGGUUUAUACUGAUCGGCAAUUUAUUUUUGUUCUCUUUCUUUCGUUGAAAAACAAGUCACAAAAAUGUACCUAUGUAAAGCGAGGAACAAACGGAUGAACAUGAGUAAGUGUGUCAAUCCAAUAUAUAAAUAUUACAGGCGGUUUCCGAGUUCUGAUGCCAUUUUGCUUCCUCUCGGGUUUAAACGGAGUCUUCAACCUUCUCAUCUUUAUCCAGUUUCCGGUCCUUGUUGUGUACUUCUUGGUUCCUAGUACUACUGGUUGUAAUUAUUUGGAUACUAUUAAUGAGACUUCUGCGUCCUGUACUCGUACUAUUUCCGCUCCCGUCACCUCAAAAAAAGCGAAGCUAGUCUGAAUCUUUUUGCAAAGUUGAUCAUGACGUAGGGCCGACGCACGAGCAGGGUCUUCACUGUGUUUGAAAGAGAAAGGACGAGAAUGAAAAUGAAAGGAAUACUAUGUGGGACGAUAGAUGAAACAUCUUCUCGUUCUAUUAAUUUAGUUUCCUUGUUACCUUCUUGGGAUUUUCAUUUUCUUGGGGUCGAUACCUAUGUAUCUGUACAUAUUAACAGGUAUACGAUACUAACGUCCGUGUUGGGUCUCGUCGAGCUCUUCUGCGCGUUUUGCGGGUGGCAAAUCUACAAAAGCGUGAGUAGUUAUCAGCUUGGUGGCAUGGGAGGCGGUUUCGGCGGCUUCGGUGCUGGGGCCAGACCCGCCGGUGGGAAUGCUGCGGGAGGUGGCCGCGUCGGCGGCGGCAGCCCAGGUGGCUCAGGCGGACCCGGGGCAGCCCCAGGCUUCGGUGGCUUGAAUGCUCCACCUGCACAGCAGCCGGGUUUCCAAGUUUUUCAAGGUCAAGGACGCAGACUCGGCGACUGAUCAUCGACGACAUGAUCGAGCAUCAGUUAGAGUCUACUAUUUUUCCAUUUCCAUACUUCCGUAGCAAGCAUUUGAGGCGCACUAGCCAGCUGCAACAGGGUUACCUUCAACAAGAACAUCAUACGCACGGCAUAUUACAUCAGUAAGGAGAAAAGAGAAGUAAGACAAUUUUUUUUAUGCCAGAAGAAGGCGGAGGGACGUCCAACGAAGAGGGGCGACGACGUGAUCCGAGGGGUCAAUGACUGUGUCCUCUGUUCCUUCACACAGAAAACCUCCUAUGAACAAGAGGUCUGUGUUAGCCAAGUAUCAACUCAUCCUCGGCCAAAACUCAGUCUACUUAAGUAUGUCACAAUGUAUUCACUCGCGCAGACACGACAAAUGAUUCUCAUCUUCAUUUAUUUUUAUUCUAUAUUUUUAUUUAUUCGCGCCCGCGCGCCAACGCUAUCGGACUCGCAAUCGCAAGAUCUCCGGGUUUAUUAUGGGUCAACAACAUAAGAUAAAGGGGAAAGCAGGCGCCUCCUUUUGGAUCUUACGCUUCUUGACGCACGAACAGCAACUUUGAUGUGCAUAGUACACGCCUGGAGGUGACACUCUCAUUCAUGUCGUCGGGCAGAGAACCGGCUGGCAUCAAGCCAGAUUGGUGCUUUGUGUAGUGUUUUUUAGUACAAAGAUUG